AUAUGAUCCCUCAGUCUUUAUCUUUUAUUUUCACUAGCAAAAGUGUUCCAUGGGUCAGUAGCGUUUAAAAACAUUUUAGAAAAGAUUGUGCAGGUCUACAGUCUCGUUCCUGACGUCCUUUGACUGCUCUUUGUCUUUCCCAUGGUGGUGGAGAGGUUUAAAUAGAAGAGGUUCAUCCUGUGACUGGUGUCUUUUAAACACAUAAUGAGUUGAUAUUAGUAGAACUUUCUUAUAGGUUCAGGUCUAAUUUGGGUGUGUGAGAUUUAGAAUUCUUGCUGGUUGGUAUGAGAUCAAAUAUUUAUUUCACUCCAUCAAAUACAAAUUAAUUUUUAUUUAUGGAUUUUUUUGUUUUGGAUCUGUUAAAAUAAACCUGCAUUAACAUUCUAGACUGUCUAUUUUUUGUAAGGGGGUAAACUCACAAUCAUCAGAGUAUCAAAUAAUUAUUUCCCCAACUGUUGCUGUCCUGAUUAAGCAGACAAGCAAACCUGCAGACAAUAGGUGCAGUUCCAGUUAAGAUAAACACAUCUUCCUGACAUUGUUAAAAGUGAGUGCAGAGUUAUUUAAAGCAUUUCCAUGUUCCAGCAAUUGUGUCAUUAUUUAAUCAUAUUUACAGAAACAGAAAGGAUUGUGAAGUUUCAGUUUUUGUAGUAUGAAGUAGUUUGUUGUAUCAGACUGAGAAUAGAGCCUUUGCAAUUGAGGGGAAAAAUGUAAAGAAAAUACACCUCACUUGUUUUUCAACAAGACAUAUUACUAUACAUACAAGCAUGAACUCAUUCUCAGUUGAGCCACUGACAAUAACACCAAAUAUCUUUGAAGGUGUAGAUCGGGUUUUGGAAUUUUCACCUCUAAAAACCACAUUACCACAACAAAAAAAUGUAUUUUGUUUCUUUCAAUUCUAUAUGGUCUGUUACCUAUUUUGAGCAUGAGUAUAGUUUAUUUCUAAACGCGCUAAUGUUUUGUCGAAUCAAGGGGUUUGCAGUCUGCUCACUUUUUGUACAGAGAUGGAAACAACAACUCAGAACUUCCACAUUUAUUAUGGAUAUAUAUCACAAUGACAACUGGAAUCUAUUGACAAUAAAAAUGGGUUCCCUGGAUGGAAAAUUAACAAAUUAAUGAAUAGAUGAUUGAAGACUAAGAGUUUCCUGGCUGAAAAGUUAUAAAGUAAACCAUAGGGGACUAAAAAUUCACCAAGACUUCUAAUAAUUCACUAUUUUUUGUCUGAGGUGGGUUGUUUUUUGCAGUUUUUGGUGUAUAUAACUUACUUACCUAUAAACUUCCCUUUUCUAUACUAUUUAUCUAUUAGAGACUCCAGAUUUAUAGAUCAAGAACAUGUCCCUUAUUACACACAUCUUAGCCUGCCUGUUUGGAAUGGGAUCCUGGGUGACCAUUUGUGGGCUAUGGGUUGAAUUGCCCCUUAUUGUCCCUCGGGUGCCUGAAGGCUGGUACCUUCCCUCCCAUCUCUCCAUCCUGACCCAGAUUGCAAAUGUUGGACCUUUGUUUGUUACACUGAUGCACCGAUUCCACCCGGGAAAGCUGAAUGAAACCUCUGUGAUUUACUUCAUUGUGAGUUUCGGGACCUUCUCAAGCCUCCUCUUAGCUUUCUUUUGGAAGGAGACUGUUGUGGUUCAAGGAGUGGAGUGCAGCUUUUAUCUUCUGAUCCUGACCUUCUUUAUCUCCACUGUGGACUGCACGUCGUCAGUGACUUUUCUCCCGUUUAUGAUGCAGCUCAAGCCACAGUAUCUCACCACUUAUUAUGUGGGUGAAGGUCUGAGUGGGCUAAUCCCUGCUUUAGUGGCUCUGAUUCAAGGAGUAGGCAUCAUGCAUUGUGUCAACAGCACCCAAAACUUCAAUCCUAAUGAAACAAUAAAUGGGUCUUUGGACUUGACUAGUUAUUUAAUACCACACUACUUACCAGCCAAUUUCUCAGCUAAGGCUUUCUUUUUAUUCCUGGCAGCCAUGAUGUUUGUUUGUUUGGUAGCCUUCCUUCUUUUGAACAAGCUCCCGGUAGUGGCUAAAGAGCACUCAAUCAGCCUCAAAUACAAAGGUGCUAUCAGAAAUCUGGAUUUUGCAAAGAAAAAGAAGAAAAGUUCCGAACAGAAACCCAUGAUAAAUUCCACAAAUAUCAUCCAGAGGUUCAGUGGGACGUUUGGAAAGGGAACCUACAGCUGGGCACAAAUUGUAUACAUUUUCAUAAUCCUGGCCUGGGUGAAUGCUCUGACCAAUUCAGUGCUACUGUCUGUUCAGUCCUACUCAUGUCUGCCCUAUGGAAACAACACGUAUCAUUGGUCUGCCACUAUUGCCUCACUGGCAAACCCACUGGCCUGCUUCAUUGCCAUGUUUUAUGCUCAGAGGUCAUUGUUGUUGAUGGGGUAUCUGACUGCUUUUGGCUCUUUGAUUGGUGUUUAUAUCAUGACCAUGGCAGUGCUGAGUCCCUGUCCAUUGCUGGUCAACCACAUUUCUGGAGCCAUCCUGAUGGUGGCCGCUUGGACAUUUUUUGUUCUCACUCUGUCCUAUGUAAAGGUGAUCAUUGCUGUGAUCUUGCGUGAUGAAGGGCACGGCGCCCUCGUGUGGUGUGGUGCAGUAGUGCAGCUGGGUUCACUGAUGGGAGCCGUGAUAAUGUUCCCUUUAGUCAAUGUGUAUGAUUUUUUCUCUUCAGGAGACCCAUGUAACACCAGGUGCUAAUGUCAGAAUACACAAUGUGGGACCCGGGAUGCUCAUGGAAAAUGAAAAUUUACAACAUGGAAAACUGAUAUACAGCAUUAUAUUGUAGUAUUUCUUAUUAUUAAUUUCUGUGGCUGUAUAAAUAGAGAUGUUCUUACAUUUUUAAAAAAAACAAAUCAAUAAUUUUGUACAAUAUAAUGUGCUCUGUAAUAGAUUUUAUCAAUAAAUGAUGUGU
Silurus meridionalis is the source of this 2896-nucleotide messenger RNA. It is a transcript of the gene slc52a3-2a, whose product is annotated as riboflavin transporter 2. The record is from RefSeq and is a predicted model, not a curated record. NCBI's taxonomy places the organism in Eukaryota, Metazoa, Chordata, Actinopteri, Siluriformes, Siluridae. Gene Ontology annotation, cellular component: plasma membrane. Gene Ontology annotation, biological process: riboflavin transport. Gene Ontology annotation, molecular function: riboflavin transmembrane transporter activity. Bases 1330 to 2682 code for a protein of 450 amino acids. The transcript has 3 exons.